This is a messenger RNA of Lymnaea stagnalis (great pond snail), 8452 nucleotides long. The record is from the annotation of a GenBank genome assembly. Lineage: Eukaryota; Metazoa; Mollusca; Gastropoda; Lymnaeidae.
CUAUUCCUAAGCGAUAGCGACCUAGUCAUCACAAUCGAGCGAUAGCAUUGAAAUCUCGCUUGGGUCAGUGGCUGACAUAAUUCAAUUAACACAAAGCUCAGCCUGAACGCACACUUAUUAUCUGAACCAAAACAACGAUUAGUCCUGUGCUGGUUUUUAAACCCCCGUCAGCUGGUGUUUGUUUUCAUCAAUGUGUUGUAAAAAGGAUGUAGACCUUGGUGUUCCAGUCACAUAUUAUCGUACAUCAUGAGCGGUGUCAAGUCUAUUCAUCCAGGAUACCUGAUUUUCAGCAGUGUACUGUUAUUUCUUCUCACAUUUAGCGUUGCCGGUCAAUAUGUAGUUAAGGGUCAAAAUGGCGAUGACCAGGCUUCGUGGGUCAACACGCGAUCCGGUUCUCGCAAUGUGAUCACAAAAAUAAACAAGGAGAAGAGGUACAACCCACAAAAAGUAACGAACUCCGCAACAGAGUCCAUCAAAUGGCGCAAAAAGGCCAACUGUGUAUACGCGCCUCUGCAUCAAGCCAUCAGCAGGCAGUGUGUGACGGAGGACGAGCAGACGAAGAGAAAAAAUCCACCAGGAACUUCCGGCGGCACAGGGAUCCCACUUCAGGUUAAUGGAAUUUUUCCAAGUCUGGCCGCUGUGGCGAGCAGUGGACCUGGGCGGUCCGAGAGCGGGACAGGGGCAUUGAUGCCAUGGGCAGACCGUCUUUACAUGGUAUCUUACUUGUCUGUCCCGGACGCGGGAAGCGGGACCGGUCUCUACGCCAUAUACGAUAAUUUUGAGGUAAUCUCUUUAUACUUAUUAUAUAUAUAUAUAUAUAGUCUCAACAUCUAAAUAUCCCAGUUUUAUAUAUAGUCUCAACAUCUAAAUAUCCCAGUUUUACACAUGUAACUGAAUCGAGUUUUGAUGCACGCGCCUUAUAUUGUAUAUCUGUUAAUUUUAAAAAAAAAAUAUUUACAGAUAUUAAUUUACUAUUAUCACAUCAUUGGGUUUUGAGAAUUAUCUGCAUCUAAAUAAUAUAGACCAACUGAACACUGAUUUCACCACUGAUAUUCCCAUAAACAAUUACACCAGAAACAAUAGCAAAUGCUUCAAAGUGCCUCAGUGCAACACAGUGCAGUAUCAACAAUCUUUCUUUCACGAACAAUAAUAGCAUGGAACAACCUGAACGAUGCCACUGUGAACUCGACAUCGGUCGAAAGCUUCAAGGCUGCCCUGGAGCUAUUAGAAUAGCAACAUCAUACCCCCAACCGUUGCAAAAAUGCCAGAACGUGGAUGCAGCAACGAAACGAAACAUUACCAGAACCAUUUUUCAGACCUCAUUAAAAUUUUUCCCAAACUCUGCUUCGCUCCUGACCUACAUUAUCGCUUAAUGUGUCAAAUGAGCUUCUAUUUCUAUGUUAAGAAUGAUUCGUGAACACUGAUUUGUUGCAUGAGCAUUAAUCAGCCUACGUGUAUUGUACGUUUCUGUUCCAGAUGUAUAAGUUGGUAGACCACAACUCAACGUUCGCCAACCGCAUUCUCCACCGACAGACCAACCAGAUCGUCAUCGGUGCCUGGGUCAUCGACUUGGACGGCGAGAUCCGCACAUUUCAGGACUUGCUCAAAGUCAGAAUCGCUGCCACCGCCGAACACCUGACGAAACCCGAGACAAUGGUAGGUCAUGGGUUUCUGGGGUGUGUUGCCAGGUGUGUGUAUUCAUUGGUUUGAGGUCAGGUGUGUGUAUCCACAUGUGGGUAUCCAUAGGUGUAUAUCAUCCAUAGGUGUGCAUCCAUCCAUUGAGGUUUAUCCAUCCAUUGGGGUCCGUCCAUCCAUAGGGGUGCAUCCAUCCAUAUGGGUGCAUCCAUCCAUUGGGUAGUUUCCAUCCAUAGGGGGUAUCCAUAUGUGUUCAGUCGGGGGUAGUGGGCAGAAAAAAAUCCAUGGACCUGAUCUCGCAGUGAAACACUUGCUAUGGAUCGUAGAUGCUGGCGAGGUAGACUCACCAUCAGAAGCACAAUCAUCAUCAUUGAUUAAACGCCCCACUCACGUCCAAAUGAAGCGCACAGAAAGGAAAAGCUCAAUCGACUCCAAUCCAUCUCGUAUCCAAAUGCAUGCGUCAUACUUGCGGUAAGACCUUCAAGUAACACAUAGGCCUGGCAGGCCACCCGCGUACUCACCGAAUGAAUAUAGACUUUGUCAUUUUGUUAGGUAUUGAGACAUACAGCACUCCGUGCUGGACAUUGCAACACCCAGCUCCCUGUGCUAUUAACUGCAAAAUCCACCACCCCUUGUUAGAUACUGAAACACAGAGCAUUCCGUGUUGCAGAUCUGAACCUAAAAUCGGUCUUCAUCAGAAUCGGAGUUGUCACCCGCUUCCUUCUGUACUCAUCAGGUUUACAUGCUAGGGAUGGACGGGCCACUCUGGGAGUGCGACGUCGUGGCACUGACAUGCACUCAGCUGUUUGACCUGGUGGAGACGCUCAACAUCCCCGCCUCGCAAGGAGAGCAGCCCCACUUCAAGGCGGCCCACACCAUGAACGGGCGCCUCGUGGUGGCCAGCAACACGUUUGAACUGAACGACUUUAAAAAGUGAGCUGGUGAAAUGCACGACUAAAAUUGUGACUAAGACCUCAUUUGUAACGAUAUUGAAGGCAUUCAUUUAUUAAGUAUUGUGUACGUGUAAAAUAGGCGUACAAUUUCUAUGCGAUAACGCUGGUAAAAUAGGUAAACGAUAACGCUACUUUGCGAUUUACUCUUCUUUGCUUUUAUCAAGCUCCAGUUGAGCAAAGACCAGUAACACUAUCUUUAACGCCGCUUUACGCCAUUCGGUCUCUUGCAGAACUCUCUUACUCGUUCCAACUCUUUCCUAUUUUAAGCACACCCUUCUCUACCUCUCUACGCCAGCUGCUUCUGGGUCCCUCUCUGCCCCACCCCAUUCCUGUUUAAAGUUCAAUGUCAGAGUUUUAACUCAUCUGUGGCAUUGUGGCCCGUGCCAUGAGGGCUAAAUGAUGCUGGUCGUAAUUAUAAAAAUUACAAUGAUUUUGUAAUUGCAUUUACACCUAAUGCUGACACUUUGACAUUAAAUUUGUUCGAAAUUCCAAAUUUAAGAACUAUAGAAACACACACACACACACUAAUAACUUAUAAAAACAUAAAGAUGACAAUAUUUUCCCCAGCUUACAGCACGGUGGUCGGUUGGCGGAGUGGAAAGGACCAGGGACCAGCUGGACAAUCAUUUCUGAUACGGCUUUUGUGGAGGUCACGGGUCGUCGCAACUUUGGCCAGGUUAUUUACGCCCUGGGCUGGGACUUCCGGUCGGUGAUCCUCAAAGUUUAUGACGGAGAGGAGUCAGGUAAUAAGCAAGGUCACUUAUAUAAUCGCACCAAUCCAAGGCAGCUUGGGGGCUAUGCGUCUAUCGUUUAUCAACUUUCGCAUACUAGUUUUUUUGGUGGAAUUUAUUAGAAGGAGAAAACAAAUUUGUUUGGAAAAAGAAUAUUCAUUAAAUUUGUCUAGCUGCACUAUUUUCUUGAAAUCAAAACUGUCUAUUUAUGCCUCCAAAUUGCCCAUCAGUUCCUCAAAAUCCAAUUUAUAUGUUCUUUAAUCUAAUCUAACUCUAAUUUUUCAAAACAAAUUAUUGCUAAGAAGUAACAUAUUUUUCUCCAAUGGUUUGGGAUUUUUCAAAAAUUCGCAAAUAAAAGGCCCCUAUUCCGAGUAUAUAGUAUAAUCCUUUCAGGGCUCGUCUAUGAUCGCAAAAGCCGCUACUCGUUUAGAGAAACGAAAAUGAAUGGUUACUUCUCAUAAGCGUCCCUACAGUUAUAUAAUAUAUAUAUAUAUAUAUAUAUUAUAUAUAACGCGUGUUGAUAUGAUUCCACAGAGUACAAUUACUGGCAGACGUACAGGCUUCCCAAGGCGUCUCACGCCUUCGACCACCUGUGGCAGACCGAGUGGCCUCGGAUCAGGGAGGUGGAGACCGAGCGCUACCUCAUGGACAUGCACGGGAUGUUCUACGAGCUAUCGCCCCUGGGCUGGGCCGGCAGCACGUGGGGCAUACGGCCCAUCUCCCAGCACCUCCGGGUCGUCCCGGACUUUACGUCGUUCAGGGGCUUUCUCGUCUUAGGAGGGAAUCAGGUUUGGACCAGAGUCACGUGACAUUUGUAGGGGAUAGAGAAAUAGGCUUGACAGGAAAUGAGCUUGACUUGGGAGAUUAUCUCUAUUUUUUAGUGUUGGUUUUAGAAUGGGGAUAUAAAAUUCUGAUGUUUAAGUUUUACGAUUUGGGGACGGAGAGCGUAAUAAAGUCAAACGUUUUGGCUUUACGAUUUAAGGUGGUUUGGGGAAAAGAAAGUGAGGGGGGCGGGAAUCAAGUCAUUUGUUUUUGUUUUACAUGGGUGAUAAUCAAGCAUGUAGCUCUGAAACUACGUUGGGUACUCACUGUGGAUGUAAAGUUUCAAGUUAACUGCCCCAUUUAAUACUCUUGGCAAACAAAAACACAAAAAAAAGAAGAAAGAACGAAGAAAUCGACACUGCUUUCUAUUUUACCCGAAGCUCAGACCGUAGUGAACAGAAAAGUCUCAGGAGUCUUGAAGGGCUGUAGAUAUAUUCUCAUUGAGCCAAGAGUCGUGCCAUUAAAAAAAUAUCAUUGGUCGGAAAACACAUUUAAAGCUUUUUUAAAAAUUAAAUCACAGUACUUUAAGACUGCCAGCUUGUUUGAAAAAAUCAUUUCUACCUUGCCACCGACAGGUCUCCUCUAUAAUGGACAACAAUGUCGUCACAGGACAGGCGCAGUCAGGUCUCUGGUUCGGUAAAACAGACGAUCUCUGGAGCUUUGGCAAACCUCAGGUAAAUGAUUUGUCCCAGCUGUUCAUCCACCGGAACGUUGUAAUUAAUCGUAAAGGGUAAUAACCUUCCUUUGUUUUACUCAUUUCAUAAUUAAACAUAAAGGGUAAUAAUCUUACUUUUUUGGUACUCAUUUCAUAAUUAAACAUAAAAGGUAAUAACCUUACUUUUUUGGUACUCAUUUCAUAAUUAUACAUAAAGGUUAAUAACCUUCCUUUUUUUGGUACUCAUUUCAUAAUUAAACAUAAAGGGUAAUAAUCUUACUUUUUUGGCACUCAUUUCAUAAUUAAACAUAAAAUGGAACACGUUGUUCACUUUCAUUUUAUGUAUAUUUAAAAUCCAUCCGUUGCCUUCUGCCGACAUUGUUAAAUUUAGUCGGAAUUGAUUGAAAAGGCCUUUUCAAUCAUUGGAUUGAUAGGGGCUAAUUCUGUCUGUGGGUCCGAUGGUGGAUGAUAAGGCAGAUUCUGUCUGUGGGUCUGCAGGUGGAUGAUAAGACAGAUUCUGUCUGUAGGUCCCCAGGUGGAUGAUAAAAACGAUUCUGUUUGUGGGUCCCCACAUGGAUGAUAAGACGAUUCUGUCUGUCGGUCCGCAGGUGGAUGAUAAGGCAGAUUUUUUCGGCGGGUCCGCAGGUGGAUGAUAAGACAGAUUCUGUUUGUGGGUCCACAGGUGGAUGAUAAGAAUGAUUCGGUCUGUGGGUCCGCAGGUGCCCGAGAUUACCGCUUUUGGCACGAAAUGUUCUUGUGCAGUAGUUGCAAGGGAUGGAGGAUCUCCAGGUGUAGAGUUAACCCGGGCAUUUCUGGCUUUUCUUUCGUGCUCUGCGGCCAGUGUUCUGUUGACUUCAUGUCGUACGGUGCCUUUGCUUAAGGUUGAAUAUCAUGAUGCUCAACCCUUUGAUGAUUCUUCCCCACGUGUUAAGAAUUAUAUUGCACGCUUUCAGUGAGAUUUUAAGGUUGUUUUUUUAAUGUUUCUUAUGCGCUACAUCAAACCGGCUUUCGUGCUCGAAUUCGCAAAGACAUAAUAACCUUUUGUGCAAGCGUUCGUCAUUCUCGCAAAAUAAAUGCCCCGCCCAGAGAAGCAGGGACUGCAUUAAAAUGAUUAGGAUGGUAGGGAAAACUUCCUGUGCGAGUACCUGGAUUUUUCUGAAGCUUGCCGCGUGAAAGUGGUUCAAUUUUCUUGCAUUGCACUGACAGACCGUACACAUUUCACAUUCACAGAGAGGCGUAGGGAGCACAACGGCUUUGUAGACUUUUAGUUGAGAGCUGAUACCACUACUGGUCUUUUGCAAUAUUGCACGUUUUGCCAUAUGUUUGAGCUGGCUCUCGAGAUGAGGUUAACCUCUUCAUCGAUGGUUACGCUUACAUUAAUAUUUAUAGCUAAGACAUCAAUAAUGCAUUUCAGAAUUGGCUAGUGACAAAUACAUUUAUGUUUUUUUAUGCAGGAUUCCCUUGGUCUCUGUCCCACUUGAGAUACGAUGGCGUAAUUUAUUUGCACCAUCCUGUUGUGUAUAUUGAAUACUGAAAACGAAUGAAUGGUAGACCACCAGUCUGACACUCUCUGUAAGUCUUGAUUGGUUACAGACCCACCUUGUUUAUUACUCUUACCAUGGUCAUUGCACCCGAUUCGGCGAUUGAGUCUUCAACAUCUCAAUCAACGGAGACUCAGCUAGAGGCUGCAGACCCAUACACAUGGAUUGAUAUGGUUAAACGGGACAGUACUGCAUGCGCGAUGACUUACUUGUCUUCUUAAGACUUAUGGUCAAUACCAGCUUCAUGUGGGUGGGAGAGGGGCGACUUACUAGCUGUUGUAUCCCAUUUUCAGCGCGAAUGUUGAAGAGUGCAUAGUCCAUGAAUGAGAAACGUUUACAAUUUAACAUCGAGGCCGGUGAUGCUUAACAGUUUGCCAUCAGAAUUGAAGUCCAUGUAUCCACCAUUUACUCGCUGCACUCCUUUAAAGCGAAAAGAAUCGAGAGAAUAAGAUGUUUCCGAGUUUGUCACAUCGGGGCUCUCCUUGCAUGUGAAGAAGUGCUGGCCACUCCACAGCUACUGAUAUUAAUACGUUUAUAAAUCGAUCGACUACUGCUUUAAUAUUUUUCAUAUAUUACCUAUUGUAUUGACUGUUAUUGACCACUUCAGGGCUGGGGUGCUGUCUGGAGAGAGGAUAUCGUACAACAAGGAAAUGUGUCUGACCCUUACCUCAUGACCGGGUUUGACAAGAAAAUUCUGCACGUCGUGCUCAAUGACAACAUCACUGACACGAUUACUUUAACAGUGCAGGUGGACAUCACUGGCGCAGCAGGUGAAUCAAUUUUUAAACCGAAACUUAAUAUUCAAUAAAAUCAGUAUCCUAACCAUUUUAUUUACUUUACACUCUGCCCAAUAUUAAAAUCUGUCCAAUAGUCUCCUCUGCCCAAUAUUACACUAUGCCCAAUAUAACCCUCUGCCCAAUAUUACAUUAUGCCCUAUAUUACACUCUGCCCAAUAGUAUACUCUGCCCAAUAUUACAAUCUGUCCAAUAGUCUCCUCUGCCCAAUAUUACACUAUGCCCAAUAUAACCCUCUGCCCAAUAUUACAUUAUGCCCUAUAUUACACUCUGCCCAAUAGUAUACUCUGCCCAAUAUUACACUCUGUCCAAUAUUACACUCUGCCCAACAGUACACUCUGCCCAAUAUUAAUUACAUCUAUUGCCGCUUGAAAUUUUAAAUCAAGCUUAAUUAUUCUCACAUGGGCACAUUAAAAAUAAACCACUGUGUUAUGUCACGUAUGCAACGAAUGAUUGAGACCAGCCAGUGCUCACCUCAGUCGCAAUAUCCAGAAGAAAAAAAAGUAUAGCCUUUCGCGUAUUUAUUAUCCCUUUCAAUAGAGUUCUGUGUUUGAAGUUUUGAAAUACCACAAUUAUUCACUCUUUCAAUAGAGUACUGUCAUUGACGUUUUGGAAUACCACAAUUAUUCACUCUCUCAAUAGAGUACUGUCAUUGACGUUUUGGAAUACCACAAUUAUUCACUCUUUCAAAAGAGCUAUGUCCUUGAAGUUUUAGAGUACCACAAUUAUUCACCCUUUCACAGGCCGGGAUAGAGAUUUAACUUUUUUUUUUUUAAAUAGCAUUCACUUAUGUUAGUAGUUUGAGUUCAUUUUAAACUUUUGAUGUUCAUAUAUUUGUAAAUAAAUGACCUUAUCGUACUUUCUUUUCAGGCCACAGAUUGAACGAAAAUUGGAUGAGGUUGCCGUAUGUAUUCUUAUCCUUAUCAUCUAACGAACCGUACCAGUACUUCGUAUUCCCCGAUGGUUUCUCUGCGCACUGGGUCAGGCUCAAGGUUAAAUACGCCCUGGUGCCACGGACAGUGACCGCAUAUUUUUACUAUACAUAGCUGUUUCUGGCACAAUGGGCUCAACGUUUUUUGUUUCCCCCCCCCCCUUUUUUACACAUUUGAACAUUUAAAUACUACCGAUACUGCACAUGUACAUUUGACAGUUUGAUGACUCAUGCCAUACCCAACAACUUACAAAAAACGAGUCCUACUGUCAGUAUAGUUGAUUUGUUUAGGGGUCAUAAUUUUUCUUUUGAUAAUCAUUUGUGUGCAAAUAAAAAUCUGUUUCAUGAACAUAAGUAAAAUCAUAACAAUAAUAAUUCUAAAAUGACUGA